ACACGGAGCCUCGGCUGCUGUAAAUUUGGUUCUUGAAUCGAACGGGGAAGUGUUGAACAGAAACCAAAUAUUUUUGCGUUGAAUUUAGGUGGUUUCCUCCUCCGUGGGUUGCUGUUUAUAAAAACCUGACCGAACUCGUCUUUUUUAACGGCUCCGUGUUUGAACUAAUGUGACGAAGUUUGCAUUUCAAGGGCGGUGAGUGUUCAGGUGUUCGUCUGCUAUAUACUCUCCUGGCGCUGCCUAGGUUGAUGUUGUCUGCCACUUCGUUUCACAGCGCAAGCAGAGACAUUUUCUGGGACGUAAAAUUUGAUUUAGGACGGUGAACCGUCUAACGCCACACCAUUUUCUUUUAUUGAAUUGGACCAACAUUCAAGUGGCUUUUCUAAGACAGACCGAGGAUGGAUGAGACGGACAAGUACCAACAGAGGCUGCAGGCGAUUGCUGAGAAGCGACGUCUGCAAGAGGAGCAGGAGAGGGCUAAGAGGGAGAUGGAGGAAGAAAAAUUGAGGCUGCAGCAACUCAAGAGGAAGUCUCUCAGGGACCAGUGGCUGAUGGAGGGACCCCCCCAGUCCCCCACCUCCCCAGACACCCAGGCCCCCCCCUCCCCCCUCUGGGGCUCCCAGGCCAAGGAGAUAGAGCAACACAUAGACAAGUUGCAGACAGAGAGUCAGCGGCUGGCAGAGAAGGAAGAGAAGAUCAAGGAGCAGAUGGAGGAUGGCCAAACGGAAGCAGCGGCUGUAGCGGAGUGCGUUGCAGAGGCAGUCCAGGUGACGGUUGUGGAGAACGGGCAGGUGCAAGUCGAGGCAGCAUCAGGCGAGGCAGCAUCAGGCGAGGCAGCAUCAGGCGAGGCAGCAUCAGGCGAGGCAGCAUCAGGCGAGGCAGCAUCAGGCGAGGCAGCAUCAGUGUUGGAGGUGGCGGAGGAGGGCGUGGUUAAGAAUCCAGGCCCGCUAUUGGAGGGAUCGACUGCCUUGACCAAUGGCAGAGGGGAGGGGGAGGGCCAAGCAGCCCUCGACCCCUCGGGCGAGGAGGGGAGUCCCAGCACCAAUGGUCUGGUCGCCAACGGUGCAGACGGCGCCGUCACCAUGACGUCCCUGGGCUACUCGGAGGCGGAGCCUGAACAGGAUCCUCUGAACGGCGGGGAGGAGGACGAGGGGAUAAUUAUGAUGCGGGCGGAACGAGUGAUCGUUACGGAUGACAGCGACGAGGCGCCAGAAGGCCUUUCACCCCCCGACGGGGCGCCGCAGACCAGCUCCCAAUCCGCACAGGAAGGAGCUGGAGAGACUGAGGUGGUGGAACCCGAGUCUGUCCCGGAACCUUCCGCAGAGCGAGAGAAAGUAGAGGAAGAGAAGGAAGGGGGGGCGGAAGAAGGAGGGACUACUGUAGAGGCAGAAACGCCUGAGGCGACUGACGGAGAAGUAGAAAUGGUUGGAGAGGGAGAGGCGAAAGAAGAAGUGCAGAAAUCGAUGGAUGCGGCGGCCACACCUGAGCUGCAGUCCCCCGCCAACGCCCUAGAUGGCGCUGUAGCUGAUAUUCCUGUCUCCUCUGAUACCCAGCCUGCUCUUGCCCACACCUCUAGUCCUGAUGCCGAAGAAGUGGCUGCCAAGACGGAAAGAGAGAACCAGGGGGACCAGGGGGGAGAGGCAGUCCCAGCUGCCCAGGCUGAGGUCACCCUCACGGGGCAGGAGUUCCAGGAGGUGUCCCUUGCAGAGCCCCGGACUGAGGCCGGGUCUGUGGAGCAGGAGCCCUUGCUGUCUGCCUCCAAGGCCCCCCAGACCCAGGCGGGGGCCCAGGCGGCGAUGGCGUCCCCUCCAGAGACUCUUGCCUUGAGCAGGGCGCAGGAAGGGGAAUCCCCGAAACGCAAAACCUGCCAGUGUUGCUCCGUUAUGUAAAUUUGAUUUAUUUCUCUUUAUCACUCUUUUACUUUCGUGCUUUCACUCGGUCUCCCUUCUUCCCCCCCCCCCCCCUUUUUAAACACGUGCGAAUUGUUUGUUUCCUUUCUCGACCUUCCUCCACCCCUCCUCUAACCCGUCUUGUGUUAUUAAAACCGUGCGAGAAAAGGGCUGCGUCUCUAACACUGUGAAGGGUGGAGGAAGGGAGGAGUACUAAUGUGCCUUCCAAGCUCCACACCCAAAACUCCAUCUUCCCCCCCCGCCCUCAGACACCUGUCCUGCCACCCCCCCCCCCACACACACACACACACACCCACAAACCCUACACGGCAUUUUACCAGGCCGCUUGCAAUGCUGUUCUCCACCGAGAGUGACCAAAGAUAUCUAUGGCCUUCUUACUGUACACGAGGAAUGUGUUGAACCAGCUUCUGUUCUCAUGCUCUUUCCUAAUUCCGAAAUCGAAUCUAAUGGAGUGCUAUACAUGCAAACUUGUCUGUCAACAGGUUACUAUGAUACGGGCGGCUUCAGUUUAAUGUUAAUCAAGGUGUUCAGUUGUAUCGUUUUGAUAUGAAUUCAUGUAGGUCCAUGCACUAAACAUUUUUAUCCAAUUGUUCUGCUCAUUUUGUGGCGAAAAGUACCAUGGUGGACAUAACCAAGGAAGAAAUGCCUGUUUUCUUUUUGGAUGUAUUUGCUUGGCCUUUUGCUCUACUUGAAUAAUACCAACCAUUCUACCAUAUUGCGUUUUGUCCAUUCUAACUUUAAAGAUGACGUUUAUUUUUAACAGCUAAUGGCUAGAUUCAAGCUGUGUUUUUCUUUUAUCAAAUGUAUUUUCCCAUAGUUUUAAGGAUAUGCACAGCUCUUUUGAGAUUGCUGUGGGCAUGUAUGUAUAUAGCCAUCAUGAAUUUGGGGGGAAGGGA
Messenger RNA from Osmerus eperlanus (European smelt), 2806 nucleotides. RefSeq names its product paralemmin 3 (gene palm3). Gene Ontology annotation, cellular component: membrane. NCBI's taxonomy places the organism in Eukaryota, Metazoa, Chordata, Actinopteri, Osmeriformes, Osmeridae. Gene Ontology annotation, biological process: regulation of cell shape. The transcript has 8 exons. The coding region runs from base 399 to 1889 and encodes 496 amino acids. The record is from RefSeq and is a predicted model, not a curated record.